Messenger RNA from Hevea brasiliensis (rubber tree), 336 nucleotides. Its product is annotated as probable ribose-5-phosphate isomerase 1. The transcript has 2 exons. Gene Ontology annotation, molecular function: ribose-5-phosphate isomerase activity. The record is from RefSeq and is a predicted model, not a curated record. Gene Ontology annotation, biological process: pentose-phosphate shunt, non-oxidative branch. Lineage: Eukaryota; Viridiplantae; Streptophyta; Magnoliopsida; Malpighiales; Euphorbiaceae. Bases 1 to 336 code for a protein of 111 amino acids.
AUGAUUCUAUCAUCUGGGUUUCCUUCUUCUUCUUCACCUUUCUUUCAAAUGCAUUUCCUUUUUCAUCUAGAUUUUGUCUGCCUUGCAAGUCGUGUGGCCAAGCUGAGGAGUAAGGGUUCUAAUGGCAAGGAGAACGGUGGGGAACCAUUUGUUACCGAUAAUAGGAAUUAUAUUGUGGAUUUGUACUUCAAAAGAGAUAUUGGUAGUUUGAAAGCUGCAAGUAAUGCAAUUUUGAGGCUGGCAGGUGUUGUUGAGCAUGACAUGUUUCUUGACAUGGCAAAUACAGUCAUUGUUGCAGGGGAACUUGGGAUCACCAUCAAGAAUAAGCAUAAGUAG